Drosophila guanche is the source of this 701-nucleotide messenger RNA. Its product is annotated as isochorismatase domain-containing protein 1. Bases 38 to 649 code for a protein of 203 amino acids. Lineage: Eukaryota; Metazoa; Arthropoda; Insecta; Diptera; Drosophilidae. The record is from RefSeq and is a predicted model, not a curated record. Gene Ontology annotation, cellular component: cytoplasm. The transcript has 3 exons.
GAAAUUUAAAGAAAAUUUAACACAAGUUCAAGCAAACAUGCGGAAAGCCAUUGGAGCGUCGCUGUACCGCCUCCAGCCAGAGAAAACGCUGUUUAUGCAAUGCGACAUCCAGGAAAAGUUCAAACCGGCCAUACCGCUGAUGAAUGCGCUCAUAGAAAACACCAAGAAAUUGUUGGCAGCCGGCAAGAUCCUCAACGUGCCCCUGCUGGUCACCGAACAAUAUCCCGAGAGGCUGGGCAAGACAGUCGCCGAGCUGGACAUUCGGCAUGCCUGCGCCAACAUACCAAAGACCAAGUUCAGCAUGAUCGUGGGCCCGAUCAAGAAGAACAUGGCUGAGAUGUUCAGCGGCAAGCCACAGACGGUGGUGCUCUUUGGCAUGGAGACCCACAUUUGCGUGGAGCAAACGGCCUUUGACCUGAUCAACAAUAAGGUGAAUGUGUGGCUGGUCGCCGACUGCUGCGCCUCGCGACUCAAUCAGGAUCGGGACCUGGCGCUGGAGCGUCUGCGGGACAUUGGAUGCGUGAUAGCCAGCUCGGAGAGUGUCAUCUUCAAUCUGCUCAACAGCAAGGAUCACAAAGCGUUCAAGGCGAUCACAGCGCUGGUGCGGAAGGUCUCGGCGGAUAUGCAGAUCGCGGCGCCAAAGAAGUGACCCCAGCGGCGCCUUUCAUGUUUGCUUUAACCAUUAAAUGUUGCAUACUGCG